Messenger RNA from Trypanosoma rangeli, 1920 nucleotides. RefSeq names its product putative ubiquitin ligase. Gene Ontology annotation, biological process: protein ubiquitination; ubiquitin-dependent protein catabolic process via the N-end rule pathway. Bases 1 to 1920 code for a protein of 639 amino acids. The transcript has a single exon. Lineage: Eukaryota; Euglenozoa; Kinetoplastea; Trypanosomatida; Trypanosomatidae. Gene Ontology annotation, molecular function: ubiquitin protein ligase activity. Gene Ontology annotation, cellular component: cytoplasm; ubiquitin ligase complex. The record is from RefSeq and is a predicted model, not a curated record.
AUGCUGCUGCGACGGGUCAAGGCGAGUGACGCCCGAACUUCCGCCAGCAUCGUCGCUGCCCUGGACGAAAGCGCCCCAAGUGGCGCUGGCGUCAAGCCCGCCGCGUCUACGGCAGCCACUAAUAGCUGCGGUGUCGAUGAGGAUUCAGUGUGUGAGGCACGAGCGAUGACGGCCUCCUCCUCCUCCGUCAUGGCCGCCGUGCUCUCACGGCUUGCGGAGGCAGAGUGCUGCAUGUGUCGUAACCCCUCUGCGGGGCCGUUGAUGCUGUUUGCCAACACCAUCACCUCGGACACCUUGUACCGUCUUCGUUUUGAUGCGUCCGAGCGAGACGCACCGAUGGCCCUGAAGCUGAACGCGCAAAUUCAUCUCUGUGGGCAUGCAGGACACAAGACGUGUGUGGCAAAAAUGAUUGACCGUAUCAACCUUAUUCUGGAACGAGGUUCUCCGCUCACUGUGCCCUCCUCUUUCGGUUUAAGGAGUUUCAGCUGCCCCCUCUGCAACAUGGUCUGCACGGGGCUGUGUCCGAUGCCCACGCUGGCAGCCAAUGCGGAGGAGCGAGCGUCAUCCGCAUCACCGGCCUCGUUAUUUGAAGGCGUGCGCAGCGACACGCUGAAGACGACCGAAGACGUGUUGACGCUGUAUCGCUUGCUUGCCCGUGCAGCUGUUGGUGCCCCCUCAUCGUCGUCGCCUUCCGGUAUGGGUGCCUUGGUGAGUCCGAGUGGGCUGCAACGGCUUGACCCAGGCGCAUGGGCCCUUGCGGAGACGUUGCGUACCAUUCGGAGUCAGAUGUGUGUGGCGCUGGAGUGGGUGAAGGCGGGUGGCGAGGUGCAGUACAGUGAGUUGUUGACCUUGCUUUCACUGCUUGUGUGCAUUGACCCCAAGCUUCUCGCUGCCAAUGCCGCGAAGCUUACAGCUGAGUUCCAGCGCAAGGGGGAUGAGUUAUGCCUACUGCUGAUGCAACUUUUACAUUGCCCCGCAACGGCCGCAGUGUCCCUUGCACAGUAUACCAAGCUGCUCAUUCUUUCGAGUGAGCAUGAUGCGCUUGUCAACCCCGUCUCGGGAGAGAAGGGUGCGGACGCCCAUAAUAAGCUUCUGAUCGCCAUGUGGCGGGAACUCGGAUGCCUCACACUGUUGAAGCUGGUUAUCUUGGAUACUUUUGCUCCAGAGAUGGUGCAGUGCAAGGACGGCAAGGUGCAUUUGACCCCCUUGAACCCAGACACUCUCGCCACCUUGGAGGGUCGGCGGCGGGCCGUGCUUGCCAUGUUGCGUUACCUGCUGCAGGUCCCAUCCGCGACGGAGCAGGAGGAUGAACUCUGCACCGCGUUAUCGGCGCUUGUGCAACAUGUGACGGUGACUGGUGGGGGAAGCGAGCCGCAGACGGUUUGGCUGGGUGGAAUACCUACACCGCAGCUUAUGCAAUGCAAGCCGCUGCUGCUACCGUAUGAUGGCCCCCUGCUAUGGAGGCAGCUUGUUGUGUGCCGAGUGUUUCAUUUGGCGCCCACCUUCGUGGAUUUGAUUCUCAACACGAGUUCCGCGGAGCCAUGCAGCGUGUGUGGCGAUAAUGAGGCCCGACGUGUGUGGUGUUCGCUCUGUGGUCGUUCUCUCUGCCUGCGUCCGUUGCUGACGCCGCCUGAGCUGUACGACCACGCACGUGACUGCGGAAACGGGAUCGGCAUUUACCUUCACCCAGAGUCGAACGUCUUCCUCGUGUUGCUGACGGUCCAGGAACGCCACCUGCACUACCGCGGCCUGUACGCAGACAAGUAUGGGCAGACCAGCGUGCGUGAGUUUCAUGGCCGCAACGUCCCGCUGAAUGACACGGCGGUAAAGGCGUGGCUUUCGCUUUGGAUCCGCUCACGGUGGGGCGUCCAGUCCACCGUUGUGAGGAAGCUGGAGUUGGGGGACCUGCGACAUUUGUAA